Molecule: messenger RNA, 945 nt
Organism: Rhodofomes roseus
Lineage: Eukaryota; Fungi; Basidiomycota; Agaricomycetes; Polyporales; Fomitopsidaceae
Product: GroES-like protein
Exons: 7
Coding region: 1-945 (314 amino acids)
Molecular function (GO): oxidoreductase activity, acting on NAD(P)H
Source: RefSeq, a predicted model, not a curated record
AUGAGGGCAGUCAUCGUCCAGCCGGAGAAGCGAGUUGCGGUCAAGGAUCAUCCUGUACCUGAGCUUGGCCCCGAAGAUGUCCUGGUCAAAGUAGUCGCAGCAGCGCAGAACCCCACCGACUGGAAAUUCGUCGACUUUGUGCAGAAAGCAGGGACUAUCCUAGGGGUAGAUUUCUCUGGGGUCGUCAUCGCGGCUGGUAGCAACGUAGCCGACCUGACAAUAGGCACCCGCGUCGCCGGAUUCGUCUUGGGCGGCGCUCUGCCAGACAGCGCGUUCUGGACGGCCGUCCAAGCGCUAUACCAUCCCACUCGCCUCGCACUCGCCGAAAUCCCGUCAAAGCUACAGGAUGGGUCAGAUGAAUGGGUGUUUUUAUAUGGCGAGAGCACGUCCGUCGGGCUGUAUGCUAUCCAGCUUUUGCGCCUGUCGGGCUACAAGUCCGCGACGGUCUGCUCGGCGGAUCAAUUCGACCUCGUUAAAUCACUGGGAGCAGACGUCGUGAUCAACCGCCAUGCACCCGAUUCUCUCCAACAGAUCCGCGAGGCAACAGGAGGCAAGAGGGGUUUUGAUAGCGCCUCACUACAAUUCACAGUCGCCACCAUGGGCCCGGCCGGCGGACGGGUCAUCAGCCUUAUUGGUCAGGAUCAGGAAGGGCUGAAGAAGGCUGUGAAGGAAGGUGUAGAAGUGAAGUCCACUUUGAUUUACACGGCCCUUGGCCACCCGUUCGGACGUUACGAUGCCUCCGUGUCGGAUCGCACACACAUGACUGCGUUUCUACGCAAACUUCCAGACCUCGUCUCUUCCGGGAGCACCAAACCUAGCCGUGUCAAUGUCUGGGAAGGCCCGGGAGGAGAAAAGGGAUUGGAGGGCGUGGAGAGCGCGCUGCAAUGGAUGCGGGAUGGUAAGGUUAGGGGAGAGAAGAUCGUUCAUAUCAUCAGUAACGCUUAG